AUGACCAAACCACACCAUACGAGGACCGACCAGGAGCUCACAGAACUUGAUGCGCCUCGCCCAGCACACGAGGAGGCAGCCUUUAAUCAAUUCGAAGGUCGAGACGCCAACAACUCCGACAACGAUGUCUCAGAGACCUUCGACAGCUCGUCACUUGAUGACCAGCAACGGCGAGCAGAGCAGGCGUCUUCUGACGAGGCCGCGGGGGCACAGAAACCAGAACAGCAAGAGAAUGAGACAUUCAAUCCGAGAUUGACAAAUUUAUACACGAUAUCAUGGCUGAUAUUCUUCUCGUUCUGGGGGACACUGGCACGUCUAGGAGUCGAGGCGAUCACACUAUACCCCAAUUCACCGUUCACCUCACGAGUCUUGUGGGCCAAUUUGGGCGGUUCCUUCUUCAUCGGGUUCCUGACGGAGGACCGCAAGCUAUUCCAGCAGGAAUGGGGUUCGUCAGGACCAACAAAAGACCAUGCUGCACACGUCAAAGUCAAGAAGACCAUACCACUGUACAUUGGACUUGCGACGGGAUUCUGCGGCUGCUUCACGUCGUUCUCUUCCUUCAUGAAGGAUUCCUUCCUCGCCAUGGCGAAUGGUCUCGACUCUGCGAGCCCAACGACACCGUAUGAAAGUGCCGGCGCCAUAGCAUCCCGCAACGGCGGCUACUCAUUUCUGGCCUUGCUCGCAAUCCUCAUCGUUGAGCCAUCAGUGUCAAUCAGUGCACUGAAAGCAGGAGCUCAUUUCGCGCUGUUGCUGGAACCCGUCACGCCAACAUUGCCAUUCAGGUUCUUCCGAAAGGCUAUUGAUCCAUUGGCCGUCGUCCUUGCGUUUGGCUGCUGGUUUGCAGCUGUCCUGAUGUCUAUUUGGCCAGCUGGCGACAAGACGCAUUGGCGAUUUCGUGCUACAUUCCCAUUGAUCUUCUCACCACUGGGGUGCUUGUCACGAUAUUACCUGUCCAAAUAUCUGAACGCACGCAUCCCCUCGUUCCCACUGGGCACGUUCGUAGCCAACAUAGCUGGCACAAUCGUGCUGGGAAUGGCAUGGGAUUUGCAGCACGCAACAGGAAUAGGAGCGUCACCGGGAGCAAGCAUCAACGGGUGUGCGAUACUCGAGGGCAUCAUAGAGGGAUUCUGUGGGUGCUUGACGACGGUCAGUACAUGGGUGUUAGAAUUAGACGCCCUCCGGCGAAGACACGCGUGGCUCUAUGGGCUGUGCAGUGCGUCAGUCGGGCUGGCAUUCUUGAUCGUUAUUAUGGGCUCCAUGGCUUGGACGGUUGGGUUUGCGAGCCCAGCGUGUAGCUGA
Molecule: messenger RNA, 1299 nt
Organism: Cyphellophora attinorum
Lineage: Eukaryota; Fungi; Ascomycota; Eurotiomycetes; Chaetothyriales; Cyphellophoraceae
Exons: 1
Coding region: 1-1299 (432 amino acids)
Biological process (GO): fluoride transmembrane transport
Cellular component (GO): membrane
Molecular function (GO): fluoride transmembrane transporter activity
Source: RefSeq, a predicted model, not a curated record